This is a messenger RNA of Dermacentor albipictus, 5925 nucleotides long. It is a transcript of the gene jub, whose product is annotated as LIM domain-containing protein jub. Gene Ontology annotation, biological process: response to hypoxia; negative regulation of hippo signaling; regulation of DNA-templated transcription. The record is from RefSeq and is a predicted model, not a curated record. Gene Ontology annotation, molecular function: transcription corepressor activity. Gene Ontology annotation, cellular component: transcription regulator complex; adherens junction; P-body. NCBI's taxonomy places the organism in Eukaryota, Metazoa, Arthropoda, Arachnida, Ixodida, Ixodidae.
GCUUUUGUUGUGACGUCAUACCCGGCGGUGUUCCGCUGGUUGCGCUCGUAUGCGACCGACAGAGAGACGCAACGAAGAAGAAUGGUGAAAGUUAGUGCCCUGCCUUUUGGCAGGUGUGCAUGUGGAAGCAUGUAAUCUUGCAGUGCAUUGUUUUGGUUAUUGCAUCUGUGGGACGGCGGUGUUUACUAAGAUCACAACUUCCAUAUUUUUCGUGGUGGCGUACGAGUAAAGUGGCCAACGGACGAACGAGGCAACAAUGUACGACGACGAGCUGGCGAGCGACGCGACUCGGAUAUUGCAAGAUCUGAGUCUCUUCGAAGUGCCGUCCAGGGACCAUUUGACGGCUGCGACGCCGAAGCGUACGGACACUUCGGCUGGCGAGGAUUUCGAGAAAAAGCGAGAAAUAUAUGCUAAUCUGAACAGUAAGUCUUACCCGGACUUUGCACUGGCGGCAGAUCACGACUAUGGGCGCAUUCUCUCUCGGGCGGCCACCUCUGCGGGCAGCUACGCUUCGGCGGAUGUGCUUGGUAGCCCUCGACGGUACCUUCCAUCCAGCAGGCGUGCUUUGGGCGCAAUCGAGAGCCUAGCCGACGGCAAAGAGUUGCCAGUAUACGCCAGGAUUGACCGUGCUAGCGUAAUUGCCGCCUCUAAGUUCGCGACGCCCAAAGCACCUUGCACCGAAGCAGCAAGUGGAGUGCCGCCGCCCGACUAUGCGCGAUGGGCUGCUUGCAAAACACGAUUGCCGGAUAGCGCUCAUUCGAGUCCGCGUAGCAGCGUCAGUUCGUCGAGCCGUGACUCUCAGCACUCGAACAGUUCCGCCGGCGCUGCGCCCAUCUACGAGAACGUGGCUGCCUUGCAGAGCCCGCGAUCGUCGCUCAGUUCUCAGGACUCGAAGCCACCGAGCCCGCGGGCUAGCCACUGCGAACCGCCGCCGUACCCGCACGCGAAGCCCCCUCCCGAGUAUCCCAUCUACGCCAACCUGGAUGGUUCGUCGUUGCAGCGCAACGGAUUGGUCAAGCCGUGUGCUCAGAAACCGUCCUCGUACGCCUCGAGCGUGCGAUACUCGACGACCGGCAGCAGCAACAGCUUGUCUUGCUCGUACCCGAUCGGCAGGCAGCAGCAGGCCCUCCAGAUGCGGAGCCAGCCGUGCGACAGCAUUGCAGGACUUGCAGCGCGCAGCCCCCAGGCCGCCUGUCCGCAAGUGCCGCCGCAGGCGCUCCCGCCGCCGCCCCCUUACCCGGGCUACAAGCCCAACACGCUCAACACCAAGACGCUGCUGCCGUACAACGUGACCCCGCCGCGGCCCAAGGGUCCCACGGAGGCCGAGAAGAAGAUCGAGGCCCUCAUGCGCCAGAUCGAAGACGAGCUCGAGCAGAACCCGCCGGAGGGAGAGUUUUUCGGUAUCUGCCAUACAUGUGGUGAAAAGGUGACAGGUGCUGGCCAGGCCUGUCAAGCAAUGGGCAACCUCUACCACACUAACUGCUUCAUCUGCUGUUCAUGUGGGCGUGCUCUGAGAGGCAAAGCAUUCUAUAACGUACAUGGCAAGGUGUACUGUGAAGAGGACUACCUGUACUCUGGCUUUCAGCAAACUGCAGAGAAGUGUGCAGUGUGUGGACACUUGAUCAUGGAAAUGAUUCUGCAAGCAAUGGGGAAGUCUUACCAUCCUGGCUGUUUCCGCUGUUGCAUAUGCAAUGAAUGCUUGGAUGGUGUCCCGUUCACAAUUGACAUGGACAACAAGAUAUACUGUGUCAACGACUACCACAAAAUGUUCGCACCUAAGUGUGCAGCUUGUGGAAAGGCAAUUACACCUGUGGAGGGAACAGAUGAAACUGUUCGGGUUGUUUCAAUGGACAAGGAUUUCCAUGUGGAUUGCUAUGUUUGUGAGGAGUGCAGCCUGCAGCUGACAGAUGAGCGGGACAAGCGGUGCUACCCACUGGAUGGCCACUUGCUGUGCCAGGGUUGUCAUGUACGAAGGCUGCAGGCGCAAGGCUCUGUGGCUCGAGGGGAGCCGCCUCCUCAGGGUGCACAAGCGCAGAUUGUAUGGAAUGGAGCACAGCUACAUUAGGCCUUGGCACAUUUCUCUCUCAGGGCUGGUCCUUAAGAGGAAAAAAAAAAAAGAGUUGCCUGAAGAUGGAGGGCACCCUUUCUUUUGCAGCAAGCAGUGCCAAUUCAAGAUUCAACUCUUUGAGAAACGUUUUUAUACAUAUAUAUAUAUAUAUAUAUAUAAUGUAUAUGCAUAGCACUUUUUUUUUUUCUAUCUGAGUGAAUGAAAAGUUUGGUGAAGAGACUUGCAAGGACAUCUUGUUUAAAUGACCAAUGUGCUGGUCGCUAGUGGAUGAGGGAGGCAUACGUGGGCUAGGUGGUAUGGCUGGAACAUGUACAUAGCACUUGCACAUGAAGAACAGUGGGCAUGGUGCAUAAAAUCAUGGUACUGUAAAAAGCUGGCGGUCCAAAGUGGCAGCAGCCACUGUCAUGCCUGCAGCCCAUUUUUCCUGUCUUGCUCUGUGUAUUUUUUUCUUCCUUGCCCAAGAGAGGAGUUUUGAAGCACACACACACAAUUUGCUGGCACGAAGGCAUAUUUUCUGCACACCUAAGGCGUUCUGGCUGGGUGAAUGGUAGAGUGAAGCCACGUACAGUCCAGAACAACUUGAAUGCAGCUGCCAGAGUGUGGCUGGCUGAAGUAGUCUUAAAAGAAGCAAUGUGACCUUCAAAGCAAUUGGAAAUUGUGCAGCCUUCACUUGCCCUUUAGGCUUGCACAUGAAACGGUCGUCACUCCAUGGCCAAAAGUUUUUUCUCUCUCUCUCUUUUAUAGCACUCAUAGCCAUAGAGUUGCAACUCAAGAUGCAACUCAAGUACAGUCGACUUCCAUUGAUUUGACCUCAGUUAAUUAGACUUUUAUUCGCUUAAUUCCAAUGCCCUGAAAAAUUCUGGUGAAGAACAGUACUUUGGCUAUGUAAGAAAAAUUUGUUUAGUUUUAACGCAAAAGCAUGUCGCUUCAGUUAAUUGAAAUUAGCACCGGCCCCCCUCAUGCAUGCAGCAGUUACUAAAACCUUAAAGAACAGUAAAUUCAGCAGACGGCACUCCUUAUUUCCUAGGCGACCUCUGUGAUGACAGCAACGUGCCCUGCAGUGAUGACGACUUGGCACUGUGCCCUAGGCAAAGUCUCGUUAACGAUUUUGUCAGCACAGACAAGAGUGUUGACGUCUGUAGGCCACUGGCCGACAACGACAUGUAUAGCUAUUGUAAUGUUGCAUUGAUGUAGUCUGUCAAUGUAGUCAGACUACUUCAAGUAAUACAAAAGAUUUGAAUUCAUUCAUUUUGCCACCGUUCAUUAAUUCAACCUUUCGGAUAGUGUGAUCAGAACUUAUAGUCCUGCGAGGGUCAAAUUUAAGGGAGUCUACUGUAUGUGUCACAUGGUGGGGACAAUUGUUCUUCGCAAUGGUUCGAACCCGGAGAAAUUAAAUCGGUUGAUUAGUGCAGAGUUGUGCUGAAUAAAUGUCAGUGGUCCUGCACCUCACCUCCUCAUUUUCACUCUCCAUAGAUGUAUGUGUGCAGGCUUCAUCAUGCCUUUUAAGCUCCUUUGGCAGCUCUGCACGAGUUACACACACUACAUUUGUUCCUUCAUAAAGUUUCAUUUGGUAGUGUUAAAGGAUUUAAAGCAGUUUCCAUUCACUAUGAUGCUGUCUUCUUGUUUUCUACCUUUGUUUCUUUUUUUUUUCUUUUUUCUUUUUGACUGCUUGCAUCAUCAACCAUGCAGAGCCAAAAAUAGCUGGAUUUUGCAAGUGGUGGUGUAAGAGCACAUGCAAGGCUUUGUGCUCAUAGACAUGCCCAUGCUUUUAGUGCAUCAGUCACUUGUGACAGGGGCGGUAUCUCAUCCCUUUACCCUGUUAGCACUUUUUUUUUUCUCCUCAAACAGUUAUUUUCAUAAGCAGCUUGUCAUCCAUCAUUACAUUUUACAUGCCUGACUUUUUUACAUUUCGUAUGCACAUACAAUCCUUUGUGCUUGGAUUUAUAUUGACAAACUGUCUCACAGAAGAUGAGAAGGGAAACUUAUAAGGUGCAAAUUCCAAUAAAAGCAAUUGCGCUUUUGCAUGUGCAUUGUUGGUACCAAACUGCAGUGUGCUGAUGCCUGAAUUUAUAAUGUACCAUUAGAAUACUCUGCCUUGACUUAAAAGUUAUGAACAAGUCAAGCAGAAAUGCCAUUGGCCUAUGAUGAAUCAUUGUUAGAGCAUCUACACAAUGACAUUUCUUAAGCAUUCCAUGCAACUUAAGCACCUAGAACCACUGUAAAGCUUAAAAGCUUAAAUUACAUUAUAUAGAGAGCUAUGUCAUCAGUUUAUGCUAGAUACAAAUUUUUUUGUCUUACAAUAUCUAGAUCAGUUUAAAUGUGAUGUCUCUAGAUAAAAGAGAGUCUGCAGAAUAUUGCACAUCUUCAAAACUAAAUGCGCCUUGCCAUCUCACUUUUGCUGAAAUUAUUUUGUGGUCUAAGAUUACCACCCUUGGACACUAUUAUGUUGUGUAGGGACCAAGCUAUCCUUUGGUGCCUACACAUAUAAAUAAAAACUUGGCCACAUUUCACCUGUGUGCUUGUUUUUUGUUUAGCUUUUAUCGUCAGUGGGAAUGAAAUUAUUUGCUAUCUUUGGUAGUUGUAGAAGUAGUGGAGGUUUGUGUUCAGAAGAAUGCUUUUUUGUUUGUCCCGUGGGGGACUAUGCCACUUUGUUAUGCCCGAAAUUUGGGGUUUAGGUGUGCAUGGCGUUUUGCCUGAUGUUGUUGAUGCACUUAGUGCACUGGUCAACAGUAAGGUAUAGGUUGCAGUAAUAUGACUGUUUACAUUUCAUUCAAAAACAUACCACAUUUAUAGUUUGCCUCUUAGAAUGUUUCUAUAUAUUGUGUGACAAUGUUGACAAUGACAAGUGCCUGUAGGUUUGCACUUGUGCACCACUAAUUAAUUGGCCUUGCAACAAGGAAGACAUAAGUAUGCUAACUUAAGACCCUUUGAAAUAUAUAUUCUUUUAUACAUUGCAGUUGCGAUCACAAUGCUGCAGCUGUGGCGUUCUGCUGCUCAGCACAAAAUGGUGGCUUAGACUGCAUUUAGGUUGGUGCAGAACACAAAACCUAAGGUGCUUGAAAGGAGCCCAGAGUUUUCCGCUCCAGCAUCCCUCUAUUCCAGCUUGUGGGACAAAACAAUUAAUAGAUCGAUAGUGUUAUCACGGUUUCAAAAGACAGCUAUCUGUGAACAUCCUUGCUGCCACAAAGAUGUGCGCAUUGUUUUAAUCUAAGAGCAUACAUAGCAUCAUGGCAUGGACAGCAUCUGAGGUGAUAUCCAGUUAGCACACAUAGUUUUGCCUUUCUGUGAACGACAUUCAUUUUGCAUUUUAAUGGGCAAGAAGAAGACAUGCUGAGGGGCUGUGUUCUCUAUAAGUGUGGUUGUCACUGUGCAGCUUGCAUUCACAUCUUUGCAUGUGAAUCUUGAUGUAUAAGCGUCGUAGCAAUAAGUUUCAAUGUAGGAAUGCAACAAGAGAUUGGCAAUGCUACUGUGCAUCUAUAUUUAUGUAUAUGACUACAGAUCAUAGUUUUUCCUGUGUGGAAAACAGAGCCCUAAAACAAAAUGUGCUAUGUUUUCAAGCUGUUUAGUUUGGGAACAGAAGUUUUAUCUUGAGUCAUCUUUGUUAGUUAUAAUGUGGACAUCUCUGUCCCAAGACAAAGCACCAUAAAGAUGGAAUUGUGCUCCAUCAGAUGGCUGGAAGCACUUCCACAUUGUACAAUUUAUAGAAGUAUCACGUUGAUUUGCACUUUUUCCUGUACAGAUGAAUACAAAUGGACCAUAUUUUUUCUUGUGCAAAUAAGUGGUGAUAUAAAGGUUUCUUUUUUUUUCUUUUUUCAUUUGUACAGUUCAUUGACAAUAAACUUUUUGCUAAUUGUCUG